GGAAGAGGCGGAGCGGCAGCAGGAAGGAGGAGGGGAGAAGGAGAGGAGGAGAAGACGAGAGGAGGCUGAGGCGGCUCCAGCGCUCCCUGACCCCGCAGCACCCCCGGGACCACCGCCCCCAUCCCGCAGACAAGGAGCUGAGCAUGGAGGCCAGGGAGGACAAAUCACUGCAGCAGAACCUCGUGGAAGAGGCUGUUUUGAGCAGCUCCACAGCACAGGAAUCCAAUGGGGAGGAAAAGCCCUGGACAUCCUGCACGAAGAGGGGCUGCAAACCCAUCCCAGGGUGCUCUGAGGAAGAAAGACCCACGCUGUGCCAGGAGGGUGGACAGAGCUUCAGCGACAGCUCGGACCUGGUGGUCCAUGAGGGGUUCCAUGAUGAGAAGCCCCACAAGUGUGAGGAAUGUGGGAAGAGCUUCAACUGGAGGUCCCGCCUGAUCCGCCACCAGAUGAUUCACACUGGGGAGAAGCCCUACGAGUGUCCUGAGUGUGGGAAGUGCUUCAGAGACACCCCUGGACUGAUCAUCCACCAUCGCAUCCACACCGGGGAACGGCCCUUCGAGUGUGGGGAAUGCGGCCAGACCUUCAACCGGAGCUCCCACCUCACCUCCCACCAGAGGAUCCACACUGGGGAGAGGCCCUACGAGUGUCCCCAGUGUGGGAAGACCUUUCAGACCAGCUCGCUCCUCCUCACACACGAGCGGAUUCACACGGAUGAGAAGCCCUUCCGCUGCCCUGACUGCAGGAAGGGCUUCAAGCACAGCUCCCACCUCACCAGGCACCGGCGCAUCCACACCGGGGAGAAGCCCUACGAGUGUCCCGAGUGUGGGAAGAGGUUCAGAACUAGCUCAGUCUUGAAUCAACACCAGUGGAGACACCGGUAAGUUAAGCCCUGCGAGUGCCCCAGCUGUAGGAAGAGCUUCAUCCUCUGCUCCAACUCCAUCCCCCAUCAGAGGAUCCUCACUGGGCAGAGUCCUGGUGACCCACAUUUGUGGUCAUCCAGGUUGGGAAGACACCUGGCUGGUGGUCCCCACGUCCUCCUGGAUUCCUGUAGGCACCCGGAUGAACACAGGGGCAGGAACAUGUAUUGAGACUCAGAUCAACACUGGAAAUUCAUUGGGAAGAGCUGAUUUUUUUACCUUGUCUUCGUUUGAAAGACGAGUAUCUGCUAAGGAGAGCAGGAGCCUCCCUUGGAAUGGAAAGUGUAAACCCCCUCCCUCCCAAUGAUUAUAAUUUUGAAAUUAAGGAGCUCUUAGGCAAAGAUAUGAGAAUAGAAAUAACAGUUCUUUGAGAAUAGGAAUAACAGUUCUUUACUAGUACGUAUAAUAAAGCAAACAAACAAGAACAAUUAGAGCAUUAACAACAAACAGAACCACAAACCCUGUGACAGCCUCCUUGGCCGCGGGCACUUUCCCCUGAUUCCCCUGCAGCUGCAGGGGACGCUGUGGUGCGAGCUCAGGGAGCACGUGGUGAUGGCAGCUUGACCAAAGACUGGCUGUGCUUCAGAAAGCCUGAGGCGGUGAAUCCCCGUGCCCUGGCAGGACUCCUGGAAGCAGCAAGAUGUGUCAGCAGGCAGGGGGUGCGGGGCUGCAGUGCAGGGAACGCUCGGAGCACUGCAGAAGAAGCAGCAGGGCUGGGGCAGCUGCAGCCCAGCUCCCAGCAGGACAGGGAGGGGCGAGCUCAGGAUCCCAGGCACCCAAGCAGAUGGUGAUAGAUCCGUCUUUUAGUGAGUAACACUUGAGAAACAACCGCUCGCUUUGAAAUGUCAAUGGUUUAUUAAACCUUAACAAUCGGACUGAACAAAAGGACUGAAUAAGGAGAAGGGGACGGCACUGGGAGCGUGGCUGACUGCCAGAGGUUCAUCCACCAAAUGGCUGCUCUGAGUGGGACCCAGUGGGACCCGCAGUCACUGCCAGUAUGGUUCCAGUCACUCCCAGUAUGAUCCCGGUCACUCCAGGAGACUGAGCGAGCUGAGCUACCCACAGCAAGGACUUUCUGAAUUCACCAUGCCACUUCAGAGCAACGAAAGGUUUCAUUAUUUCAUAUUAUUCAUUCUUUAUGCUUGCAGGCACUUUGUUUGUUAAAUAAACAGUUUCAUUAUUUCCGUUUUUCUCCAAGGAAGUCUUCCCAGACUGGUUGUGGUGUAUCGUUCCAGACACUCCCAGUAUAUCCCAAUUCCCCUCAGCAAGCCUAUAGUCAUUCCCAGUCACUCCCAGUUGCCCCAGUAAAGUUCUAGUUACCUCAGAAUGAUCCCAGUCUUUCCUGGUUACUCCCAGUUGCCUCCAGCAUGAUCCCAGUUUCUGUCAAUUGCCCAAAGUAUAGCCCCAGUUGCUCCCAGAAUGAUCCCAGUGGUGGCCUCAGUCCCCUCAGCACGGUUCCAGUCCCUUCCAGUUGAUCCCAGUUACUCCCAAUGUGUCCAUAUUUUCCUCCCAACCUGGGCCCAGUAGAUCCCAGUAACUCCCAGUCAGGAUCCAUUCCCACCUGCUGUAAUCCCAGUGGCUCCCAGGAUGAUCCCAGUGGGACCCGUAGUCACUGCCAGUAUGGUUCCAGUCACUCCCAGUAUGAUCCCGGUCACUCCAGGAGACUGAGCAAGCUGAGCUACCCACAGCAAGGACUUUCUGAAUUCACCAUCCCACUUCAGAGCAAGGAAAGCUUUCAUUGUUUCAUAUUAUUCAUUCUUUAUGCUUGCAGGCACUUUGUUUGUUAAAUAAACAGUUAUUUCCACUUUUCUCCGA
Messenger RNA from Prinia subflava (tawny-flanked prinia), 2732 nucleotides. Its product is annotated as zinc finger protein 3-like. NCBI's taxonomy places the organism in Eukaryota, Metazoa, Chordata, Aves, Passeriformes, Cisticolidae. The record is from RefSeq and is a predicted model, not a curated record. The transcript is spliced from 2 exons. Bases 144 to 881 code for a protein of 245 amino acids.